This is a messenger RNA of Colletotrichum phormii, 2314 nucleotides long. Its product is annotated as Anp1-domain-containing protein. Gene Ontology annotation, biological process: cell wall mannoprotein biosynthetic process; protein N-linked glycosylation. Gene Ontology annotation, molecular function: alpha-1,6-mannosyltransferase activity. The coding region runs from base 347 to 1951 and encodes 534 amino acids. Gene Ontology annotation, cellular component: mannan polymerase complex. The record is from RefSeq and is a predicted model, not a curated record. NCBI's taxonomy places the organism in Eukaryota, Fungi, Ascomycota, Sordariomycetes, Glomerellales, Glomerellaceae. The transcript is spliced from 5 exons.
GUUGGUGUCCCGGUCCAGUCCCAGUCCCAGUCCCCCGUAUUCGCAGGUAUCCCGUCGACACUCCCUUACCCUACCUGACCCAUCCCAUAUUAUCCUCCUCUUUACGCAUUGUCAUCCGCCAUCGCGAUCGCGGCCUCCAUACCUUUCGACAAACUGACACGUUCGCUGCCCGAGCCGCACUUUCCAGCCGGCCGACCGACCGACCACAGCACUCGCUCCCCCUGGUUAGAUGCUCUCCUUUGCUUAACCUUCACGACUCCCAAGGGCUGGGCGAGGUGCUUCACUGCCGUACAACUCUCCACCCUCACCUCGGGACCGGGAAUUGGACUUCCACCCAGUGCCCUGGAUGUUGCCUUCUUAUUCUACCUCAGCCUCCAAGGUGGUGCCGCGGCAUCAUGCGAGUGGUUACUCCAAUGGAUAUCCAAGGGGGAACACCUUUGAGAUCUCCCCCCACAGAUACCAACCACGAGCCUCAACACCCGCGAAUCGUCGCCGUCAGCGCCUGCUAACCCGCCUCGUCAUCGUCGCCGUUGUCGCCAUCUUCUUUCUCGUCUUCAUCUGGCCGGGAGCCUCCCUGACUUCCAUCUUCUCCCUCGGCCUGCUAUCCGCCAGCAGCGAAUUACAGCUGGAAACAGUACGAUACUACGAUCUCAGCAAUGUGCAGGGGACUGCUAGGGGAUGGGAGCGCGAGGAGCGCAUCCUUCUCUGUGUCCCUCUGAGAGACGCCGAGUCGCAUCUGUCCAUGUUCGCCUCCCACCUGCGCAACUUCACCUACCCCCACCACCUCAUCGACCUUGCCUUCCUCGUCUCCGAUUCAAAGGACCGCACCCUGCAGGUUCUCAACGAUAUGCUGGAGGAGAUUCAGGCCGACGAAGACCCCAAGCAACCCUACGGCGAGAUCUCCAUCAUCGAAAAGGACUUUGGACAAAAGGUCAACCAGGAUGUCGAGAGUCGUCAUGGGUUUGCGGCACAGGCGAGCCGAAGGAAGUUGAUGGCCCAGGCCCGUAACUGGCUCCUGAGUGCCGCCCUGCGGCCAUACCAUUCCUGGGUGUACUGGCGCGACGUUGACGUCGAAACCGCUCCCUUUACCAUCCUCGAAGAUCUCAUGCGUCACAACAAGGACGUGAUUGUACCGAAUGUUUGGCGUCCUCUACCCGAUUGGCUUGGCGGAGAGCAGCCGUACGAUCUCAACUCGUGGCAAGAAUCAGAAACGGCGCUGGCUCUCGCAGACACGCUGGACGAAGAUGCCGUGAUUGUUGAAGGCUACGCCGAGUACGCCACUUGGCGACCGCACUUGGCAUACCUGCGAGACCCAUACGGUGACCCUGAUAUGGAGAUGGAAAUUGAUGGAGUGGGCGGCGUCAGUAUUCUUGCCAAAGCCAAGGUCUUCCGGUCUGGAGUACACUUCCCAGCUUUCAGCUUUGAGAAGCACGCCGAGACAGAAGGAUUCGGAAAGAUGGCAAAACGGAUGGAAUACUCCGUUGUCGGUUUGCCGCACUACACGAUCUGGCAUCUUUACGAGCCUAGUGUCGACGACAUCAAGCACAUGGAGGAAAUGGAGCAAGAGAGGCUCGCCAGCCAAAAGGAGGAGGAAGAAAAGGCCGAGAAGGCUAAGAAGGUCAAAGAGCAGUUCGGCGAUGCCAGCAGCCAGUGGGAGAAGGACAAGACUGAUAUGCAAAACCUCGCCGUCGGGGAGAAGAAGAAAGAGACGAAGGGUACCAAGGAGGGCGCCAAGGAGGGCACCACGGAGGGUAAAGAGGCCAAGGAGGGCAAGUCACCAAAGAAUGCCGACGACAAGCAGGCGGAUCCAAAGAAGAAGCCAGCAGCAGCACCAGCAGCACCAGCAGCACCAGCAGAUAAGAAGGAGACGCAAGGCAAGUCAGACAAGCCGGCCAAGAAGGAGAAGAAGGAGGGCAAUGACGCAGCUUUUGCCAAGAAGGCUGAGAGCUGAGAGGGACAAAUCUAGCGAGAUGGACCCACUGUCGUCGAACGUUGCUGGGAUCUGUAGCUGUUCUUGAUGAACAGCUAUCGGUACCUAGGUUGCCACCAGCAGACAGCUUGUGCGUUAUGCGGAGAUAUGUAAAGCAGCGACGAGCCGUGUUGUCAAGUCUUGUUGUACACUAAGAUGUCUACUACCGGAUGGUCUGGAAGAAAGUGGAUGUUGUAGGAAGGCGUUGGUUUAUCCUGGGCCCAAGGAAAUGGGCACUACGUCGGGCAUAGAACUAGCCCGCGAAAUUAUGAGUUACAGAUGCACGAUUGGAGCUCCAAUAUACGUGAGUCGAUACAGGUAGUAGGCCCGAGACAAAUAUCUCAG